AUCCUUGUCACUACUGUCAGUGUUAUUGUAAUUUGAAGAGAAGUUGGAGUUGGUUUAAUAAUUUUCUCUAAUUAUUCUCUUCCUUGUUACAAGAUACAAGUAGUACACUGAUUCUUCGGAAUGGCCUCUCAAAAACUGUCCCUAGCCGUACGUAACUUCAGUACGAGCAGUGCCGUACAGCAGCUCGUCAAGCCCCCGAUACAAAUCUUCGGAAUCGAAGGUCGAUAUGCGACAGCACUUUACUCUGCCGCCAGUAAACAGAAAACUUUGGACAGUGUGGAAAAGGACCUUAUCAAAUUCCAGACUUCCAUGAAGACAGACCCCAAACUACUAGGAUUCAUCGAGAACCCGAUCAUCAAACGUAGCAUCAAGGCUGAUGGUCUGAAAGUGGUUGCCCAAAAGAUCUCCCUGAAGCCAGAGACUGCUAACCUCCUGCAGUUAUUAGCUGAGAAUGGUAGACUGAAGAAACUGGAUGGUGUCAUCAAUGCAUUCAGGACUAUCAUGUCUGCUCACAGAGGAGAGGUGACCUGUGAAGUGACAACUGCAAAGGAGUUGGAUGCAGACCAAAAACAGAAAUUGCAAGGAGUCUUGAAGUCAUUCGUGAAGCCCAAUGAAUCCAUUCACCUCACAACAAAAGUAGACCCCACCAUCAUUGGAGGAAUGGUUGUUAGUGUUGGGGACAGAUAUGUGGACAUGUCUGUUGCUAGCAAAAUCAAGAAAUAUACUGAAGUCAUCAGUGCUGCUGUGUAAUUUCAUUGUUAAAUAAUUUAAUAUUGAAUAUAGAUAUUAAUAUAGUGAAAACAUUAAUAUUGUCUCUCCAUUGGAAAUUAAAUAAUCUAUUAAAGGACAACAAUUUACUGGGAAAUGCAAAUAUUUAAGGGGAAUUAAAUCACUUCCCCUGAAUAUCCAAUUAUUCUCAUGUUAGUGAUCUCCACUCCAGUCAGUUGAUAUACUGGAUUCAGCAUUUUUUUAUCAAAGGUACCUUUUAAG
Molecule: messenger RNA, 990 nt
Organism: Phaedon cochleariae (mustard beetle)
Lineage: Eukaryota; Metazoa; Arthropoda; Insecta; Coleoptera; Chrysomelidae
Source: the annotation of a GenBank genome assembly